GGCCCCUGUAAUAAAAAUACAUGAAGAGAACUGAGGAAAAGGAGAAGAUUGGUCGGGGAUAAAGCCAACAACACAACGUUUAUUCCUUUCUUCUCCUCCCGCGCCUGAGCCAAGGACGUGGACGCUUUGUACGGCAGCUUGGGCUGUAUUUUCACCGCGGUAUCGACAGCCCUGGCUGAAAUGCUAUGUUAUCUGUGACUUUCUUGUUUUUUUUAGCAGACAGAGAGAGAUAACUGUACAGUAUCCAAGCCUAGCGGAUUGGAGUGAAAGUCCGCCAUAUUCUGCCUUACCACGCCCGGGAGUCGAGCCAUUGGAAAAUAAACGGACAGCUUUAUUCACGUGUUUUUCCCGCUGCCCUCGUCCACGGACAAUAACUUAAAUAUUAGGGGUUUUGCAGAUUGAAAAAUAACGACACUGAAGACUUUGAACGGAGGGUGACCGGGCACGGAUGGCAGUGCCUAACGAGAUGACACAGAGAGCAGUACGGAGCGUGUGUCUUUAAACGAUCUGUUGAUCAUAUUGAGAAGGAAAAGCAGAUUACACCAAUUAAGAUCGCACAGAUAUUCAACUCAAACCGCCUCGGAUACUAUUUUCAAGCUGUCGAGAGGCCCAAAAAGCGAACCGAAACGGGGGGAGGGGGUCACUAAUAUCUCAAACAUCUAAUUUUCCUUUCCACUACAGUCUGUGCGCUGUUCAGACACAUUGUAAGGGCGUCCACGCGUUAUUUCACCACAAGUAGGCCUGUAUGAGGACGUUAUUUGGCAUUCACAGGCCUCGGGUUUUUUUCUGCUCUAACGAAUCUGAAAUCUGGAUGAAUCAGUGAGAGAGCCAAGCGGAAAAGUAAAUAAAAAGGAUAGAAAAUGACCCUGGAAUCCAUAAUGGCGUGCUGCCUCAGCGAGGAGGCGAAAGAAGCCAGGCGGAUCAACGACGAGAUCGAGAGGCAGCUCCGCCGGGAUAAGAGGGACGCACGCCGGGAACUGAAACUGUUGCUCCUCGGCACUGGAGAGAGUGGAAAGAGCACAUUCAUCAAACAGAUGAGGAUUAUCCACGGUGCCGGCUACUCUGACGAGGACAAACGGGGUUUUACCAAACUGGUCUAUCAGAACAUCUUCACAGCCAUGCAGGCCAUGAUCCGAGCCAUGGAGACACUCAAGAUCCCCUACAAAUAUGAGCACAACAAGGGUAACGCCAACAUUGUGAGAGAGGUGGACGUAGAAAAGGUCACCAUGUUUGAGAAUCCUUACGUAGAUGCAAUCGGGAGCUUAUGGAAUGACCCGGGCAUCCAGGAGUGCUAUGAUCGGAGAAGGGAAUACCAGCUUUCGGAUUCCACUAAAUAUUACCUGAACGCAUUGGACCGGAUCGCUGACCCGUCGUACCUUCCCACCCAGCAGGACGUGUUGAGGGUUCGAGUCCCAACCACGGGGAUCAUUGAGUACCCAUUUGACCUGCAGAGUGUCAUAUUCAGGAUGGUGGAUGUUGGGGGUCAGAGGUCAGAGAGGAGGAAGUGGAUCCACUGCUUUGAGAAUGUCACAUCCAUCAUGUUCCUGGUAGCGCUCAGCGAGUACGAUCAAGUUUUGGUGGAAUCAGAUAACGAGAACCGGAUGGAGGAGAGUAAAGCUCUGUUUAGGACAAUAAUCACGUACCCCUGGUUCCAAAACUCCUCAGUCAUUCUGUUCCUCAACAAGAAGGACCUGCUGGAGGAAAAGAUCAUGUACUCUCAUCUGGUUGACUACUUCCCAGAGUAUGAUGGUCCACAGAGGGAUGCCCAAGCAGGGCGAGAGUUUAUCCUCAAGAUGUUUGUGGACCUGAAUCCCGACAGCGACAAAAUCAUCUACUCUCACUUCACCUGUGCCACUGACACAGAGAACAUCCGUUUCGUCUUUGCAGCCGUCAAAGACACCAUCCUGCAGCUCAACCUAAAGGAGUACAACCUGGUGUAGAGCGGAGCAGGACCGUCACCGGGGGCCCUCAGCACACACUGACUGACGCAAUCUGUGAAAAGAUGGAUCAUAUAUAUAUACACACACAGAAAAAAAAUCUGAGAAAAACGUCUAAUGGUUGCAUAAUACUAAUUUAUUUGCCAUUUGUUGAUCUCUUGGUCGCCAAGGGGUGAGCAAAGUAGAUGUUAUCUUGCUAUUUAAGGAGCUGAUGACAAAUAGGGAGGGGGCAAGAAAUUCAGAAGGGUUGGGGGAGGGAUUUGCUGUUGAACAUGUACAGCAAUGAUCCUCACUUUUAGGCUUUGCGCAUUGUGAAAUUUUGUUUGUUUUUCAUAGAAAGAAACUAUUUUGUGCACUCGAGGUCCGGGGGCUUGUUUUGUCUGUCAGUCUGAUACAUCAGGGCUGGAACGACUGCAUUGUGCUCCCUCCCUCCUGCCUUUUUAUAAACAAGAAGGGAAAAGAGAAGGUUUUCAUUCCUUUUUUUUACCCUCCCUCCUUACCUGUUGGUUCAUUCUGAAGCUUCAUCGUGGGCGUUUACCUGUUUGCCCAACGGGAAAUUGUGUAAUAGAUCACUCAAAGGACUGAUUGGCAAGUCUUUCGAGGACUAGGUGUAAACUGUGAUUUUUAAAUCAUUUCGUAUUGAUUUGUUAGUGAUUGAAGCUGAUCAUUAUUAAAUUGUAUUAACUUUGGUGCCAUCCAGUGAGUGGGGCUUGUUCGACCAUGGAAGCACACAUCAUGUGUCGAGCGGCGGUCGUGCGAGAGCUUUCCACCAUCAACGUAGCCAUGAAAUCCAGUAGUGUGUGUAACUGGCUUUAAAAAUGCUUUGAGCGACGAGGGGAGGAGGUGCACGCAGAGGCCGCUGCUCUGUCAUCUUGACGGUGGCGGUCACUUGACACAGAGUGAAGGGAGCUGAGGAGCUGAUCAUUUAUGAGUAUGUUGUUGUCAAAUGAUUAUGUUCAACUGUGCUACAUUCAUGCUUUUUAUUAUGGUAAUAUGUAUAUUUAUUGCCAAUGCCAAACCAACUCGAGCACCAGACUCCUCGCUGCAGCUGUUUAUAAUGAAAAGUGUUGAGGCCAGGAAAGAGCAGGGCUGAUCAAAGCAGAAGGAAAGGACCGACUUGACUUUACUGACUGACUUAUUGAUCCUUGCCAUUUUUGAAGUAUUCUACCAAGUCAUCCCGGCAGACGACCCUGUCACCUUUUGGUUGUGUCUUUAUAAUUGUCCCGUCACGGCCUGGAUGUCUUGAUUGUUGUAGUUCAGUAGCAGUGGAGCGUAAAUCUGGCCAACUCCUGUGUUGACGUACCAAAGUAAGCCCCUCUUGUUUCUGAUUUGGCACCUCUGAUUCGCAAGUCCUCAUUCCCAAGUUAUUUAGAGUUUUGUUUUGUUUUUUUUUGUUUUUUUUUUGGUCACAGUUCCCCAGAACAUAAGCCUGUAAUUUACAUUUAUUGAGGCAUAGUGCAAUUAUGAAUGCUAUAAUCAUUGUACAUACAUCUCUCUCUCUCUCUCUCUCUCUCU
Monopterus albus (swamp eel) is the source of this 3452-nucleotide messenger RNA. RefSeq names its product guanine nucleotide-binding protein G(q) subunit alpha. The coding region runs from base 861 to 1940 and encodes 359 amino acids. Gene Ontology annotation, molecular function: G-protein beta/gamma-subunit complex binding; guanyl nucleotide binding; GTPase activity. Gene Ontology annotation, cellular component: cytoplasm; heterotrimeric G-protein complex. The transcript is spliced from 7 exons. Lineage: Eukaryota; Metazoa; Chordata; Actinopteri; Synbranchiformes; Synbranchidae. The record is from RefSeq and is a predicted model, not a curated record. Gene Ontology annotation, biological process: adenylate cyclase-modulating G protein-coupled receptor signaling pathway.